AUGACGGGGCCCGGGGUCUUUAUGCUGCUGCUGUCCAUCCUGCUGGACUGGGCCAGCUGCCACCCCGUCCCCGUCCCCGUCCCCAUCCCCAUCCCCAUCCCCAGGAGGAAGAGUUUCCACAAGCGGCCACUGAUCUCCUUCGAUGGGUUCUGCUGGGACUACGACCGGGACAUGGACACCCCCAACAGGGACCGCCUGGCCCAGGAGGGCAUGAAGGCCACCCUCGGUGACAAUGACCUCCCCAACCCACUUCACCACCAUCUCGGAGACACGCCGGAGUACUCUUUCAGGGCCGCCCAGAACAAGACUGAGUGGUGGGACAAUGGCGUUCUCCCACUCUGGAUCACUGCCCAGGGACAAGGGAGGGAAAGGGCAUCAUUCCACUAUCAGGGAGGUGCCAAGUAUGAAGGGGAGGCCGGCCGGCGGUCCCUGGUGGAGUCAUACCCUCACCUGAAGGACAAUGAGGCAGAAGAGCAGGAGAAUAUCGAGAUCGUCGUGAACUGGUUCACCGAGGCGAACCUUGACUUCGUGACUGAUGACAUGGGGCACCGCUUCGGGCCCGAGACAGAGGACAGGAGGGUGAGGAUUCGGCCCAUCGACAGACCCAUCGGGUACCUGUUGGAAGCCAUCCAGAGGGACGGCUUGACCCGGCACCUCAACGUCAUCAUCACAUCAGACCACGGCAUGACCAUCGUGAAAAAGAAGCCCAAUGUCACCAAGAUCCUCCUGAGCAACUACAUCAGCUUCAGGGACUUGGUCAAGUGUGAUAUCGUGGACUACGGCAGCUUUGGGAUGCUCCUGCCCAAGCCCAGGCAGGAGGAAGCUGUUGACCAAGCGCUGAAGCACGCACACCCUCCCCUCAAUGUCUGUAAGAAGAAGGAACUUCCAGAAUGCUUCCAUUUUGCCAAACAUGAGCGGGUCCUGCCAAUUGUGAUGUAUGCAGACCCUGGUUAUAACAUCAAUGGGGUGAGCAGCUUCUAA
Molecule: messenger RNA, 981 nt
Organism: Phacochoerus africanus (Common warthog)
Lineage: Eukaryota; Metazoa; Chordata; Mammalia; Artiodactyla; Suidae
Product: ectonucleotide pyrophosphatase/phosphodiesterase family member 7-like
Source: RefSeq, a predicted model, not a curated record